This is a messenger RNA of Engraulis encrasicolus (European anchovy), 1407 nucleotides long. It is a transcript of the gene sccpdhb, whose product is annotated as saccharopine dehydrogenase b. The coding region runs from base 16 to 1317 and encodes 433 amino acids. Gene Ontology annotation, biological process: glycolipid biosynthetic process. Gene Ontology annotation, cellular component: mitochondrion; lipid droplet; plasma membrane. NCBI's taxonomy places the organism in Eukaryota, Metazoa, Chordata, Actinopteri, Clupeiformes, Engraulidae. The record is from RefSeq and is a predicted model, not a curated record. The transcript is spliced from 12 exons.
GUCAGUGGACUGACAAUGGCGACGGUGGCCACCUCUAGUAGGCGACCCUACCAUGUGGUGGUAUUCGGAGCCAGUGGCUUCACCGGGCAGUAUGUGGUGGAGGAGGUGGCGAAAAGGCUCGGAGAGGGACCCGAGCGUAACCUGAAAUGGGCGAUUGCAGGACGCAGCCGUGGGAAGCUUGAGAAAGUCCUUCAGCGGGUCGCCAAUAACCUCGACAAGCCAGAGCUGAAGUGUGCAGUGGAGGUCAUCGUAGCGGACGUGGGCCAGCCUGAAUCCCUCGCCAUCAUGUGCAAACAGGCUGUUGUUGUGCUCAACUGUGUGGGGCCAUACAGGUUCUAUGGGGAGCCAGUGGUGAAAGCAUGCAUUGAGAACGGAGCACAUUACAUCGACAUCUGCGGAGAACCACAGUUCCUGGAGGGCAUGGAGCUGUUUCUGGGGCGUAAGGCGCAGGAGAGCGGCGUGUAUGUGAUCGGCAGCUGUGGCUUCGACUCCAUCCCAGCAGACAUGGGCAUCCUGUACACAAGACAACAGUUCAAAGGCACCCUUACGGCAGUGGAGAGCAUCCUGACGGUCACCACAGGCCCGGAGGGAGGCUGUGGCCACGAUGCCACGUGGAAGUCAGCCGUCUUUGGGUUUGCGGACGCGGCUAAGCUGCGUUUCUUCAGGCAACAGUUCAACCACAAGCCGCUGCCGGUGCUUGGUCCCAGGCUCAGCAAGAGGGGUUCUGUCUUCUUUUGUAAGGGGAUAGGCCAGUACGCUGUGCCCUUUGUGGGCUCUGACGCCUCAGUGGUGAGAAGGACUCAGCGGUACCUCUACGAGGAACACCAGCAGACGCCUGUGCAGUACUGUGCGUAUGCAGGUGUGGGCGGCCUGUGCUCGGUGCUGAGGCUGCUCUGGUCUGGGUUCUUCUUCUGGCUGCUGGCCAAGUGCAGCAUGGGACGCAGCCUGCUGAUUAACUUCCCUGAGUUCUUCUCCAGAGGGAUGUUCACUACAGCAGGGCCGACACAGAAGCAGAUGGAAGGUACCAGCUUCUGCAUGACGUUCUGUGGGGAGGGCUACAGCAAAGGUCAUGACCCCUCGCAGAGCAAACCCAACAUGAAGAUCACCACAGAGAUCAGAGGGCCUGAGCCCGGUUACGUGGCCACCCCUAUCCUCAUGGUCCAGGCAGCUAUGACCCUCCUCAAUGAGCCCCACGCCCUGCCCGACAGGGGUGGUGUGUUUACUCCAGGGUCUGCGUUUGCCAGGACGUCCCUCAUCCAGCGCCUGCAGCAGCGCGGCCUGCAGUUCACCGUCAGGGGCCAGCAGGGGGCCUCUUGAGCACAGCAGCAGCAACACACACGCACACACACACUCACACACACACACACACACACAUGCACCCGCGCACACACACACACACACACACAC